Octopus sinensis (East Asian common octopus) is the source of this 749-nucleotide messenger RNA. Its product is annotated as mitotic-spindle organizing protein 2. Gene Ontology annotation, cellular component: centrosome; spindle. The coding region runs from base 70 to 540 and encodes 156 amino acids. The record is from RefSeq and is a predicted model, not a curated record. The transcript is spliced from 4 exons. Lineage: Eukaryota; Metazoa; Mollusca; Cephalopoda; Octopoda; Octopodidae.
AAUAUUAAAAAAAAUUUCACUUGAAAUUAUUAAAAACCGGAUAUAAAUGAGUAUGUUGUCGAUUGAUUAAUGAACAGAAGUUUAGUUUCGUACUUCACAAUGGAGACUCGAAAAUUACAAGAACAGAUCAAAGGGUCUGUAAAAUAUGGUAAAAAAUCAACAUUAGCUCCUACUCUACAUAAACCAAGUUCUGACCUAGCAGAUUUAGCAUGUUAUGCUGGUGUCAAAAUGAAUCCAAAGAUUUUCCAAAUUUUAUGGGAUUUACUUCAAAUGGGCGUGCAUCCUGUAGCAUUGGCAAAAAUGUUAAAAGCAAUGUGUUCUCAAAACAGAGAAGUAACUCCCAGGACUGAGUGUACGGAAAGGAAACCGAAAGAACAAGCAGCUAAAGGCCCUGCUACUCGACCAAAGGAAAAUGUAACGAGCAAAACUACGAAAGAGAAGUCAAAAAAGCCAGUUCCAAAUACAAGGCCUCACAGUGCUAUUUCCACUCAGUCUGCUAACGUGAAUUCUGGUAGCACUGCAAACCUGAGAAAAAAGUAAUUGUGUCGAUUAUCUAGCAUGUGAAAGGUACCUCCAUCAGAUUGGCUGAAAGAUAAAACAACAGUUUAAAGGCAUUAAAUUAACCAAGUGAUCACAGUCAUGAUCAAAAUGGAAUGAUUGAGAUUUGUAAAAAAAAAAGUGAUAAAGAGCCACCUCACAUCUUCCUAUCAUAUGACUCACCUCAGGACUCUAAUUUUGAAGUCAGUUAA